Entrophospora sp. SA101 is the source of this 986-nucleotide messenger RNA. The record is from the annotation of a GenBank genome assembly. NCBI's taxonomy places the organism in Eukaryota, Fungi, Glomeromycota, Glomeromycetes, Entrophosporales, Entrophosporaceae.
AUGCAAGAAGAAGAAGUAGAAACAUUAUAUAAAGCUCUGAUGACAAAUGUUGUAACUGAUGAACAAAUAAUUGAGUUUUUAUCAUAUUUACCACAAAAUCAAGGUGGAUUAUUUCCAAUCGGAUUUGGAUUAUUUUACCCUUUGAAAAGUGUAAGAAAUUAUACAAUUGAAUUAUUUAAUAGAAUAAAUACUCAUACUACCGGUAGUAAAUUUAUUCUAAGUUUAAACUAUUUUCAAAAAUUUGCUUAUGAGAGACAACUGGCCAACCUUCACGAAAAACAACAACAAAUUGAAAUGGCAAGUAGAAUGUCUCAACAAGGUUUUGAUGAUACUGAUAAUGGGGAAAUGAUUGCAAGUUCUGGAAAAUUUACUUAUAUUCCUGUCAAAGAUUUUUACCUGCUUGAAUUUGCAUUCCUAACCAUUGCAAUGGAAAUCACCACCUCCAAUGUUCUUUCGAUUAAGCAAUUAUCUGUCAGUAAUGUUUCUGCUACGUGGGCCGAAGUUCAACAACGCAGAGAACUUAGUGACGUUGCCAUCGAUUAUACUUUGCUGAUCGAUGUAUCUGGAUCCAUGACAUUAACAUUACAAGAUCCCUUGCCUCUAUGUUUUGCGGGACAUGAAUUAAAAGAAUCGGGCAUACGUCAAUGGUUUUGUGACGUAUGUGGAAAAAAUGGAACAACAUUGAAAUCUAAAUAUUAUUGCAGAACUUGCAGUUUUGAUGCUUGCCCUAGCCACUGUAAGCCUAAUGCUCGAUGUGUACCUGUUAAAAAAUGUGAUAGAAGUCAUUCUAUGCGAUAUGCAUCAUCUUAUGGACCAUGGAAAUGUGAUGAAUGCCAAAAGUUUUAUGAAGGGAAACGCUUAAGAUGUCAACAAUGUGACCAUGAUGUAUGCCCGUCAUGUGUGGCACUUGAGGGUCAUGUUUACUUGAUGGUUUUCAGUCAAAGUCUUACAAAAUGUGAAUGUACUUUUUCAAAAGUAACAGGCUC